Trichosurus vulpecula (common brushtail) is the source of this 2556-nucleotide messenger RNA. RefSeq names its product plasminogen activator, tissue type (gene PLAT). Gene Ontology annotation, molecular function: serine-type endopeptidase activity. Gene Ontology annotation, cellular component: extracellular region. Gene Ontology annotation, biological process: smooth muscle cell migration; plasminogen activation. The transcript has 13 exons. Bases 35 to 1723 code for a protein of 562 amino acids. The record is from RefSeq and is a predicted model, not a curated record. NCBI's taxonomy places the organism in Eukaryota, Metazoa, Chordata, Mammalia, Diprotodontia, Phalangeridae.
GACUUGAAGGAAAUCAAAGAAAAGAAGUGUGAAAAUGGCAGGCGAAUUCUUUGCUUUUUUGUUGCUGUAUGGAGUAGUUUCUCUCUCUAGCCAGGACCUUCACAAUCGCCUCAGACGAGGAGCUAGAUCCUCCACAGGUACCUGCAAAGAUGAACAAACCCAGAUGAUUUACCAGCAACAGCAGUCAUGGCUGCGUCCUGCGCUCAGAAGUAACCGGGUAGAAUUUUGCAGGUGUGACAAUGGCCACCCUCGGUGUCACAGCAUACCUGUCCAAAGUUGCAGAGAACCAAAGUGCUUCAAUGGAGGGACUUGCAAGGAAGCCUUGUAUUUCACAGAUUUUAUCUGUCUGUGUCCCAGAGGUUUUACAGGAAAACAAUGUGAAAUAGAUACUGAUGCCAUGUGCUAUAAAGAUCUGGGCUUCACCUAUAAGGGGACAUGGAGCACAAGUAAAAGUGGGGCCGAGUGUGUCAAUUGGAAGUCGAGCGGGCUGCACUCCAAACAGUACAGUGGGCAUAAGCCAAACGCCCUCAAGCUGGGACUUGGGAACCACAACUAUUGCAGGAACCCAGACAAAAGCUCUAAGCCCUGGUGCUACAUCUUCAAGAAUGGAUUUUAUCUCGGGGAGUACUGCAGCAUCCCAUCCUGCUCGAAGAGUGCCACUGAAGAUUGCUAUUUUGGAAAGGGCACAUAUUACCGGGGUACUCAGAGCAAAACUGAAUCAGGCAAUUCCUGCCUCAAGUGGGAUUCCCCGCUUCUGAAAGCUAGAUCUUACACAGCAUGGAGGGAGGAUGCACGUUAUUUGGGCCUGGGCAGUCAUAAUUUUUGCCGGAAUCCCGAUAGUGACAACAAACCCUGGUGCCAUGUGCUGAAGGGUGGCCGGCUGACGUGGGAAUACUGCGAGGUGUCCACAUGCACUACUUGUGGCCUUCGGCAGUAUAAAGAAAGCCAGUUUCGAAUUAAAGGAGGCUUCUUCGCUGACAUCACCUCUCAUCCUUGGCAGGCUGCCAUCACAACCAUGGACCGGAGAUCCCCCGGGAAAACACAUUUUCGGUGUGGAGGAAUACUGAUUGACUCCUGCUGGGUUCUCUCUGCAGCCCACUGCUUUCAGGAGAGGUUGAGAGUCCAUGAACUUAGGGUGGUUCUAGGCAGGACCUACCGGGAGGAGAAAGAAGAGGACGAACAAGUGUUUGAAGUGGAAAAAUAUAUCGUCCAUGAAAAAUUUGUUUCAGAGACUUUUGACAAUGAUAUUGCUCUCUUGCAGCUGAGACCUCAGUCUGACUCACUACAGUGUGCCCAGGAAACCAAGUCAGUCCGGACUGUCUGCCUUCCUCCUGCCGGCCUGCAAAUGCCUGACUGGACAGAAUGUGAGCUGUCUGGUUAUGGCAAACAUGAGGAGACUUCCCCCUACUACUCUGAGAGACUAAAGGAGGGCCACGUACGCCUGUACCCAUCCAGCCGCUGCACGUCACGGCACCUGUUUAACAGAACGGUCACAGACAACAUGCUCUGUGCCGGGGACACGAGAAGUGGCGGGAAGGAAGUGAACCUACAUGACGCCUGCCAGGGUGACUCAGGAGGUCCUCUUGUGUGCAUGAAGGAUAACCGUAUGCAUCUGAUUGGGAUCGUCAGCUGGGGCAUCGGUUGUGGAGAGAAAGAUGUUCCAGGUGUAUACACCAAGGUUAUCAAUUACCUCAAGUGGAUCGAGGACAAGAGGAGGCUGUGAACAAUUGAAAAGAAGAAAGCAACCGUCCUCAUGAUCUAAUGGUCUCCCAUUGACUUCCCUCUCAGAUGAAGUACUGAAACAACUAAAGUGCAGCUUUUUAUUUUUUAAUCAGAUUUCUCCAUAAACUGUCAGACAGUGAAAAUAGGAGAGGAAGAGAGAGAAGGAGUGAGCAUAUAUUUUCUAAGGUACUUUUCCACUUUGGAAGUUAUCAGGAGUUUAGGUUUGGUUUUAUUUUGCAAUCUGUCAGGAGGAAACACAGAAAGAUGAAUUGCAAUCACCCUGGGGAAAUACCACCACCUAGGGACAGACAGACAGACAGACAAGCAGACUGGAACACGGGGAGAAGAAAAAAAGCCAAGCAUGAGGUUAGAAAAAUGGGACCACAAAGAUAAAAACAAUAUCAUCAUAGUCAGAAACAAGGAAAAUAAAGAAAUUAAGGGGGGAAAGGAUGUUAAGAGACCGUGCCAGGGGAUCCAGGGAAUGCCAAACUGGGACUUUAGGUAUCAGUGACUGACUGAUUGGCCAGUACAGGGUUCUGGUGUUCUCAGAUACUGAAGAGCCCUCCAGACAAUACCAUUAUCCCCAUGGUUUCUUUUCCCCAUUUGACAACUGCUGGAUGACAUUCCUGGCUUCUGGGUACACUGUAAAUCUUUUCAUGUGUUACUACUUUUUAAUCUGCUUUGUUUAGUUGGGCAGAAUUUGUAUCAUUUUAGGGACUGAUCUCUUCGGCAUAUUUAUAGCCAUCAAUCCAUAUUUUUGCUUGUAUUUGUUAGUGACACAACUCUGUACCAUAUUUCUUCAAUAUAAUAAAAAGAUAUAUUUUUCACAUUGUU